CAACUUAAUAUGGGUCAACAACAACUAUGUUUUUUAUCUUAUCAUUUUUUUUUCAAAUUUAAUUCUAUUAUGAUUUUUUUCUCAAAAAAAAUUAUUAUGCUUUUAACCAGCUGACCUAUGCAGAAAAUCCUCUUCAUUAUCACACUUGAAAUUCAAUCAAGACUAACCAAAACUCAAAUUUGCUUUAAAUAUAAUCUUCUCUUCAGUUGACAGUAACAGUACUAACUGAGAUAACCCUAAUCAAGUGCCGUUCGUUGGCUAACCAGCCGUCGAAGAAAUUAGAGCCCAGUAGUAAAAAAGGAAAAAUCCCAGAGACUAGUCAAAAGCCACGCGGAAAGAUCCUGAUGGGGUGCCCGCUACGUCAUCCAUUUCGUACCUUGUGCUGGUGUUUUUAACUGUAUGGCCUCCACUUCUAUAUAAACCCUCUCCUCUUCUUUCUUGCCUAUUCCAUUUCAUAAGGCUCUGACCUUCUUCUUCUAUCUUAGCUUCUUCAUUUUAGAGAAAAACAAAGUAAUUUUAGGUGAUAUAUACAUAGCGAAGCAUGCCUGCGGGUGGAUUCUCAUCGGUCCCACCGGCCGGGGUGGAGUUCGAAGCUAAGAUCACUCCCAUCGUCAUCAUUUCUUGUAUAAUGGCCGCCACCGGUGGCCUUAUGUUUGGUUAUGAUGUUGGUGUUUCUGGUGGCGUUACAUCCAUGCCUGACUUCUUGCAAAAGUUCUUCCCGGUUGUCUAUAGAAAGACCAAUGACCCUGGAAUCGAUGGAAAUUACUGCAAAUAUGACAAUCAAGGCCUACAAUUGUUCACUUCAUCGCUUUAUUUGGCUGGUUUAACGGCCACGUUUUUUGCCUCCUAUACCACAAGGAGGCUUGGCCGCCGCCUCACCAUGUUGAUUGCUGGUUGCUUUUUCAUUGUUGGUGUUGUUCUUAAUGCUGCUGCUCAAGACCUUGCCAUGCUUAUUAUUGGCAGGAUCUUGCUUGGUUGUGGAGUCGGCUUUGCUAAUCAGGCUGUGCCACUGUUCCUAUCAGAGAUAGCACCCACAAGAAUCCGUGGCGGGUUAAACAUAUUAUUCCAGCUUAACGUCACUAUUGGAAUUCUAUUUGCCAAUCUUGUCAACUACGGUACCGCCAAAAUUGAAGGAGGAUGGGGUUGGAGGCUAUCAUUGGGAUUGGCAGGAAUUCCAGCACUUUUCCUUACUGUCGGCGCCCUCCUGGUGGUUGACAGUCCUAACAGUCUCAUUGAGCGAGGUCACCUGGAAGAAGGAAAAGCUGUGCUCAGAAGGAUUCGGGGCACAGAUAAUAUUGAGACUGAGUUCCUGGAGCUUUUUGAGGCAAGUCGUGUGGCAAAACAAGUGAAACACCCUUUUAGGAAUCUCCUUCAACGCAGGAACCGCCCCCAACUUGUCAUUGCAAUUGCCCUGCAGAUCUUCCAACAAUGCACGGGUAUCAAUGCAAUCAUGUUUUAUGCCCCAGUCCUGUUUGACACGCUGGGAUUCGGCAAUGAUGCGUCCCUUUACUCUGCUGUUAUAACUGGGGCUGUCAAUGUGCUCUCCACAAUCGUAUCCAUUUACUCGGUCGACAAAGUGGGUCGUCGAGUGCUGUUACUUGAAGCUGGUGUCCAGAUGUUUUUCUCUCAAGUAGUCAUCGCAAUUAUUCUAGGAAUCAAGGUUAAAGACCAUUCUAAUGAUCUCCAUAAAGGUUUCGCAAUCCUAGUAGUUGUUAUGGUGUGUACCUUCGUGUCAGCUUUUGCAUGGUCUUGGGGGCCUCUUGGUUGGCUGAUCCCUAGUGAAACAUUCCCCCUGGAGACCCGCUCGGCAGGGCAGAGUGUGACUGUUUGUGUCAACUUGCUCUUCACAUUUGUUAUAGCCCAGGCUUUCCUGUCAAUGCUCUGUCAUUUCAAGUUUGGAAUCUUCUUGUUCUUCUCUGGCUGGGUUCUGAUCAUGUCAAUCUUUACACUGUUUCUAUUACCCGAGACGAAAAAUGUACCAAUUGAAGAGAUGGCCGAGAGAGUGUGGAAGCAGCACUGGUUUUGGAGGAGAUUCGUCGAUGAUGAUCAUGAGGGAGCAGCUGUUAUCAAUGGUGAUAUCGCAAAGAAAAAUGGACAUGCUAAUGGGUUUGAUCCAACUUCACAGUUGUAAAUUUGAGAUGUUUCAAACCACAUCUCAGUGCUAGAAAAAAAUAAUAGAUGCAUUAGAGAAUAGAAAACCAAUAUACUUAAGUAUCAGAGAAAUGUAUGAGUAGUGUUAUUUAAAAUAUUCUAGUGAAAUUAUUGUCAAAGUAUUUGAUGUAUGAUGGUUGCUAUCAAAAAUCAAUCUUUGUGAGCUAGAGUUACAGUAGGAAAAUUUUAUCCUGCUGAGGUAUAAUCAUUCGAUGGAAGAAUUUUUAAUCUUCAAUAAAUAUUGGAUCAAUAAUUUGAAUCAA
Molecule: messenger RNA, 2414 nt
Organism: Durio zibethinus
Lineage: Eukaryota; Viridiplantae; Streptophyta; Magnoliopsida; Malvales; Malvaceae
Product: sugar transport protein 13-like
Biological process (GO): monosaccharide transmembrane transport
Cellular component (GO): membrane
Molecular function (GO): monosaccharide transmembrane transporter activity
Source: RefSeq, a predicted model, not a curated record